AAAAAAGUACGCGUCGCGCUCGAUCAGACGCAAGACCAACUCCAGCCUCUCUUCCCCAACUCUUCCCUCCCUCUCUCCCCCCUCCACUCACAGGACAAACUCGUCUCUUCGCCAUGACAACGACGGACUCAACGCCGACCAAGAGCUUCGUCUCAUCCUCGAACCGCGCCAAGAUCGCCGGCGGCCCCACUCCCGAGACACCCUUCCCUAUCAAGAUGUCUGGCACCGUCAUCAAGGGCUUUGGACGUGGAAGCAAAGAGCUCGGCAUUCCUACCGCCAACCUGCCCGAAGAAGCCAUUGCUGCACAGGAGCGCCACAUGGUCACAGGGAUCUACUACGGCUGGGCGCAGGUCGUCGUCAAAAACAAGCCCACCUCCUCAGCAUCAGAGAACGCCUCAACGACGACAGCAGCGACGACAGCAGCAGCAGCAGCAGGAGCAAUAGCAGGACUGAUGGGACUAAGAGGAGGAGCAACUCCAACGACAGCGUCCUCGUCCUCGUCCUCCUUAGCGACCCACUGUCCCGCCACCGUAUACCCCAUGGUCAUGUCCCUGGGCUGGAACCCCUUCUACAAGAACGAGAAGAAAUCGGCCGAGGUCCAUAUCAUGCACAACUUCCAUCGCGAUUUCUAUGGGGAUGAACUUCGCGUCGUCGUGCUCGGUUAUAUCCGUCCCGAAUUCGAUUACACCACCCUCGAGGCGCUGAUCGAGGAUAUCAACAUCGACAUCGACGUCGCACACCGGUCCUUGGAGAGACCUAAUUAUGCUACUUAUAAGGAAGACCCGAUUUUCUUGCAGCUUUAGAAAGACUCAGUUCCUUUUCCUUCUCCUCAAGCGAUCGAUAAUAAUAAAAAAUACACUGGGGAUAUAGACACAAAUCGACGGAAAAAAAAAAGAAAACUAUGGUCGCCUACUGCCGAUACACUUUGGCAAUUGCACAUGCAUGCCUCUGCUCUACGCAGCAACAU
Molecule: messenger RNA, 967 nt
Organism: Gamsiella multidivaricata
Lineage: Eukaryota; Fungi; Mortierellomycota; Mortierellomycetes; Mortierellales; Mortierellaceae
Exons: 4
Coding region: 114-803 (229 amino acids)
Biological process (GO): riboflavin biosynthetic process; FMN biosynthetic process
Cellular component (GO): mitochondrion
Molecular function (GO): riboflavin kinase activity
Source: RefSeq, a predicted model, not a curated record